This is a messenger RNA of Pneumocystis jirovecii RU7, 1566 nucleotides long. Its product is annotated as ssDNA-dependent ATPase MGS1. The record is from RefSeq and is a predicted model, not a curated record. Gene Ontology annotation, biological process: regulation of DNA repair; DNA repair; DNA-templated DNA replication. Bases 1 to 1566 code for a protein of 521 amino acids. The transcript is spliced from 14 exons. NCBI's taxonomy places the organism in Eukaryota, Fungi, Ascomycota, Pneumocystomycetes, Pneumocystales, Pneumocystaceae. Gene Ontology annotation, molecular function: ATP hydrolysis activity; DNA binding; single-stranded DNA helicase activity. Gene Ontology annotation, cellular component: nucleus.
AUGAGUGAAAAACUCCAUGUGUCAUGUCCUAUAUGUGGAAAAAAUGUUGAUAUUGAUUUAAUAAACAUUCAUUUGGAUAAAAAAUGUGAAGAUUACGGCAAAAAGUUUUCUAAUUCUUUAAAUUUGACUCAACAAAAAUUAUAUGACAGUGAAAAUUCUAUGAAUUUUAAAUCUUUUUUUUAUAAAAAACAUCCUAAAUUUUCUGAAAAUACUUUAUCUUGUUCAUCCUUAUUUAAAAGAAAAACAGAACAAAAUGAAUUUGACUUAAUGAAAUUUUCAAAAAAAAUCAAUAAUAACAAUAAUGUCGAAUCAUAUAUUCCUCUUUCAGAAAAAGUUCGCCCUCAGACAUUUGAUGAUUUUGUAGGUCAAGAAGAUCUGAUUGGAAAACAUGGUUUACUUCGGAAAUUAAUUGAAAAUGAUAAAUGUCCAUCUUUUAUAUUAUGGGGAACAUCUGGAAUAGGAAAGACUACAUUAGCAAGAAUAAUUUCAAAAAUUACAAAUAAACAAUUUAAGGAAUUUUCCGGAGCAUCUACUCAUAUAUGUAAUCUUAAAAAGGCUUUUGAUGAAGCAAAAAGAACUUUGUCUUUAACAGGACGUAAAACAAUUAUAUUUGUAGAUGAGAUUCAACAAUUUAAUAAGAUGCAACAAAAUAUUUUUUUGCCAUAUAUAGAAAAGGGAAUAAUUACAUUAAUUGGUGCUACUACUGAAAAUCCCAGUUUUAAGAUAAAUAAUGCUUUACUUUCUCGAUGUAAGGUAUUUGUUUUAAAAAAACUUUCUUCAACACACAUUUAUAAAAUCUUGAAAAAUGCUAUAUCAAUAAUUAAACAGUCCUCAGAAAAUAUAAUUAAUAUUGAUGAUAAUAUUCUGGAAUAUUUAGCAAAUUUGUCUGAUGGUGAUGCUCGAAUUGCGUUAAAUAUAUUGGAAAUGAUAUUAAACUCUAAAGUUAAUGAUCGAGAUGUAAUUACAAAAGAAAAUAUAAAGAAUAUUUUUCAAAGGACAUCCUUUAUUUAUGAUCGUAUUGGUGAUUCUCAUUAUGAUACUAUAUCUGCAUUUCAUAAAAGUAUUCGUGGUUCUGAUGCUAAUGCAGCACUAUAUUAUCUUGGAAGAAUGCUUCUUGGUGGUGAAGAUCCUCUUUAUAUUGCCCGUAGGAUGGUACGUAUUGCUUCUGAAGAUAUUGGAACAUCUGACAAUAAUGCGCUUCUUUUAGCAACGUCGGUUUAUCAGGCCGUUCAAUUUGUAGGGAUGCCUGAAGCAGAUAUUUUUUUAGCUCAUGCUGCUGUUUAUUUGUCAGAAGCAAAAAAAUCAAUUAGAAUUUAUUCAGCAUUAAAUCAUGUUAAGGACGUUCUUAAAACAGAGGAGGGUGCAUUUAGUGCUGAAAUUCCACUGCAUAUCCGAAAUUGUCCUACGACUUUAAUGAAUGAGCUUGGUUAUGGUGUAGGUUAUAAGUAUAAUCCUCUUUAUGAAGAUGGAAAAGUAAAACAAGAAUAUUUACCAGCUACAUUAAAAACACGAGUAUUUUUGGAUAUAGAUGAAAAAAAAAUAGUAGAUUCAGAACUUUUAAAAUAG